This is a messenger RNA of Pteronotus mesoamericanus, 2689 nucleotides long. RefSeq names its product protein phosphatase 2 phosphatase activator (gene PTPA). Gene Ontology annotation, cellular component: cytoplasm; protein phosphatase type 2A complex; nucleus. Gene Ontology annotation, biological process: mitotic spindle organization. Lineage: Eukaryota; Metazoa; Chordata; Mammalia; Chiroptera; Mormoopidae. Gene Ontology annotation, molecular function: protein tyrosine phosphatase activator activity; peptidyl-prolyl cis-trans isomerase activity. The record is from RefSeq and is a predicted model, not a curated record. Bases 277 to 1248 code for a protein of 323 amino acids. The transcript has 10 exons.
GUGCGCAGGCGCCGGGUGCCCCGCACCAACAUGGCGGCGGCCUCCCAGUGAGCUCUGCUGUAGCGAGCCGACCGUUGCUGGGCAUGCUCCCUGAGUGCCCCGCACAGACAUGGCGGUCGUCUCCACUGGGGUGACUUUAAUUCUUGGUUUUCGGUUAUAGCCGGCCGGUGCUCAUUUCUCUUCAGAAAGCUCUGAGCACGGGGAAAGGAAGGGUGGGUGCAGGAGUGAAAGGUGAGGGGCCUGCAGGCGUCGGGACCGGCUCCUGGCGGGAGGAAGAUGGCUGAGGGCGAGCGGCAGUCGCCGCCAGAUUCUUCGGAGGACACCCCUCCAGCCACCCAGAACUUCAUCAUUCCAAAAAAGGAGAUCCACACGGUUCCAGACAUGGGCAAAUGGAAGCGUUCUCAGGCAUAUGCCGACUACAUUGGAUUCAUCCUUACCCUCAACGAAGGUGUGAAAGGGAAGAAGCUGACCUUGGAGUACAAAGUCUCUGAGGCCAUUGAGAAACUGGUCGCUCUUCUCAACACACUGGACAGGUGGAUUGAUGAGACUCCUCCAGUGGACCAGCCAUCUCGAUUUGGGAACAAGGCCUACAGGACCUGGUAUGCCAGACUCGAAGAGGAAGCAGAAAACUUGGUGGCCUCAGUGGUCCCCACCCAUCUGGCAGCGGCUGUGCCUGAAGUGGCUGUUUACCUAAAGGAGUCAGUGGGGAACUCCACGCGCAUCGACUAUGGCACAGGACACGAAGCAGCCUUUGCUUCUUUCCUCUGCUGUCUCUGCAAGAUUGGGGUGCUCCGGGUGGACGACCAAAUAGCUAUUGUCUUUAAGGUGUUCAAUCGGUACCUUGAGGUGAUGCGGAAACUUCAGAAAACAUACAGGAUGGAGCCAGCAGGCAGCCAGGGAGUGUGGGGCCUCGACGACUUCCAGUUCCUGCCCUUCAUCUGGGGCAGCUCGCAGCUGAUAGAUCAUCCGUACCUGGAACCCAGGCACUUCGUGGAUGAGAAGGCCGUGAAUGAGAACCACAAGGACUACAUGUUCCUGGAGUGCAUCCUGUUUAUCACCGAGAUGAAGACAGGUCCGUUUGCAGAGCACUCCAACCAGCUGUGGAACAUCAGUGCUGUCCCUACCUGGUCCAAAGUGAACCAGGGUCUCAUCCGCAUGUACAAGGCCGAGUGCCUGGAGAAGUUCCCCGUGAUCCAGCACUUCAAGUUUGGGAGCCUGCUGCCCAUCCAGCCCGUCUCAUUGUGCUAGGAGGGCUGAGCGGCCAGCACCAUCCAGGCCGCAGUUCCCGUGCCUGCCCUUCCUGACCCCAGCUGCGGCCCCUCCCGCCCCCUCCCUCUAUUCUUUCUGUUUGAUGAGAGGCUGUUUACUGGGGUGGGUGGUGAAUGUGGGGUCAAGGAAGGCUCAGGGUGUGAGGCUACAGGACCCAAGUUGGGAGAAGCGACCAAAGUGUGGCCAGUUCCGACUUCUGCCAUGGUAGAUGAUCAAGAAGAGAGGGGCUGGGACAGGGUCUCUGGGCCCCACCCCUGCUCCUGGCCUUCCUCUUCCUCCCUCUGUCCAGUCCAGUUCUGAGACCCAGGGGGUUCUGUGCCACUCUGGGGAGGGGAGGUAUUUUGCUGAUUUGUUGCUUUCCGGGGAUUGGGUCAAUUGACAGGUGGGUCAGUUUCCCAAGCCAUGUUUGGGUGGGUGUCUGGGUGUUCUGAGGGCUGAAGGCUGAGGCUGGUGGCCAGCCUGGGGUCGGGGGCAGGCAGGGAGAAGCGCUGGCUGUCCGGUGACCCUCCCAGCUCCUCCUCACAGCUGCCCCUGGGCUUUCGAGCACCUGUGUUCAGUGCCUCAUCCCGGCUUUUUUGUUCUCUGGCCCUUGGCUUUUCAGAGUUUUCUGCCAUAGCCACACCUGUCCUCCCUGAGAGUAGCCUCUGGAAACUGCCCUUUGGGUAGGUGCUGGGCUCCUGGGAGGGCCCUGCAGGGCUUGCUCAGGGCUCACUGGGGGAGGCCUGCCCUUCCAAAGCUGUCUCUGGCUGGGAGGGGGCAGAGACCAGGGAGGGGCUUGGGGCCUAUUGUGGUUGCGGACAACCUGGGUUCCUCUUGGCACACUCUUACGGCCACCUCUGUCCCCUCCUCGCUGCUGCUUUUCCGAGGCCCUUAGCCCUGCUUCCCGCCCUGCCCAGGAGGGCUCAGAAAGCCCACUCCCUCAUCUUUCCACCUCCCAGAACUCGCCUGUUGGCGUCCAGGAUGAGGUGGUGAUGGCCUCCCAAGCCUGGGCUUUGGUUCUGAGGAUGGGCAGGACCACCCAAGGGGUGAGGGGCAUUGGUAGCAGCAUGUCAGUUCCAGAGUUUUCUUCUAGGGCUCCUCCUGGGCCUGACUCUUGCAGACUCCCCUGCCCAAGUCCAGGCCUGCCCUCCUCCACGAGCCCCUCCUUGUGUCUGGGUCCACAUACCGUUUGGGAAAGGGGAGCCCCCGAGAAGCACAAUUCAGGAGUUUGACCCUUGGAUCUGGGCUGAUGGUCUGGGCAGAGGCUGGGACAGGAGUCACAAGAGUUACAGAAAGACUUUCCCGAGGAGAGGCUCCCUCAGGGCCUGCUUCCCUCCCAGGAACCAGACCCCCACCUUCCCGGCCCCCGCUUCCGUGUCCCUGCAGGCCUGCUGCGCCCCUUUGCGCCUUCAUUGCUGUUUGGAUUAAAGCCUCUGUUUUG